This is a messenger RNA of Mya arenaria, 1113 nucleotides long. RefSeq lists its product as uncharacterized. Bases 129 to 557 code for a protein of 142 amino acids. NCBI's taxonomy places the organism in Eukaryota, Metazoa, Mollusca, Bivalvia, Myida, Myidae. The transcript has 4 exons. The record is from RefSeq and is a predicted model, not a curated record.
AAAACAGCGACUAAGGUGGGAUGAUAUUGGUUUUAAAAUUGUUUUAAGUAAACACUUAAUAUACCGGUGAUAUCUAGUAAAUUGUAUUGGUUCCUUCCAGAGAUUUCAGGAACAAUUUACACACAGUGAUGAUGCUCACAAGCCUUAGUCAGGAACUCGGUGACCGCCUACGGCCGAAUGUUUGCACGUGCUUCGUCUUGGUUGCUCUGGUGACAUUGGCGUCAGCAUAUACCCCAUUUGACAGUACGAAGGGCUCACACGAACUCGACUUUAAACUCUUCCGUAAUCUGUGGGGUGUAUACAUCCUGCCUAAACUUGAUAGGAAAUUAGAUGAUCGGCAAUCUGAAAGUGACAUGUUGCAGUCGUUUGGUAAUUUAGCAGAUCAUUCAAUUGAGCAGAGGAACGCUAAUCGACAGAAAAGAAAGAACUUCAUGGGAAUGGACAACAUGGACACAAUGUUUGCCUCUCUGAACUCUAAGCCCCGUGUCAUGUCCGUGGAUAACAGUUUCGGCAAUCUCCAGAACCUUCUACGAAAGGCCGGUCGCAGGCGACGCUAGAUGCAGACAUCAAAAACAACGACAACACUAUCAAUACAUAUUCAGAUGUGGCAAAAUAAACUUUCAGUAGCAUUUUCAUUCAUUGUACUUCCAAACAUUAUCGACAUUAAUUGCAACUCCACAUCUAUUUGUUGGAAUUACGCUAAUCGUGCGCUUAGCCCUCAAUUUGAUGUAACAAUUCAUGGACUGCUUAAAAUUUGUGGUAAAAAAAAUAUAUUAUUUACCAAAAAGUAUAUUUAGUACGAAUUUACUUAAUUGCUGACACCAUUGUUUGUACAUAUGUUUAUAUAUCAAGACCGUUGUAAACUUUGUCUUAAUAUGAUGUAUUGAAAUAAUUAAUUGUAAAGGAAAAUCAUAAAUUUAAUAAAACAAUCGAAGCAAUUCAGUGAAAACAGCAGCCGACCGACGACCGAGCAGAGCAUCUUGAAAUAGAAAACAGAGAACACAUGUAACACGAAAACAGCAAGAGAAGUGUACAGAUAGUAUGUCAUAAAAUCCGAUAUUAUUAACGUUUAAACUGCAUUUUCAUGAUCUCAACUUGUAAUGUUCAAAAAUA